Plectropomus leopardus (leopard coralgrouper) is the source of this 2129-nucleotide messenger RNA. Its product is annotated as XK-related protein 8-like. Gene Ontology annotation, cellular component: plasma membrane. Gene Ontology annotation, biological process: engulfment of apoptotic cell; apoptotic process involved in development; phosphatidylserine exposure on apoptotic cell surface. NCBI's taxonomy places the organism in Eukaryota, Metazoa, Chordata, Actinopteri, Perciformes, Serranidae. The record is from RefSeq and is a predicted model, not a curated record.
UAAGAAUGCUGUGAACAGCUUUGUCCCUCUUGAAGCAGGUACUUAAAGAGGAUAUUUGUGAUCUAAAGUCUGACAGACGUUAUGGGUGUGUUUAAGCACAUCCCUGUAGAUUUUAUCUCAGCUUGUUUGGGAAUUGUCUUCAUUCUGCUCGACGUAGGGCUGGAUAUAUGGGCCGCUGUAUCCUUCUACCAGGAGAAAGCCUACUGGAGCCUCGGUGUCCUGCUGCUGCUUCUCAUCGGCUCGUCCGUUCUUGUUCACGUCUACAGCUGGCUGUGGUACAGCUACGACGGCUUUGAGAGGCAGACGAAGGUUGAGAAAUGUCUGAGCCUGAGAGCGCUCAAGAUUCUUCAUGUGUUGCAGCUGGGAAUCUACUUCAGGCACGCAGGUGUCGCAGAGAUUUCUUUACGCAGAUUUUCUUCAACGAACCAAGAUCAUAGAGAUAAGGCACUGUUCACGAGGAAUGACCUGAGCAUUCUGCGGCUUAUAGAGACGUUUUCGGAGAGCGCUCCACAGCUCGUCCUCAUGCUCGCUAUCAUCCUGCAGCGUGGCGAGCUCAACCCUGUGACAGUGGGGAAGACCAUCGGAUCGGCCUUAGCCAUCGCUUUCAGGUUGACCAUGCACUACCGACUUGAGCGUGCCAUCCUGGUCAACCAGCAGAAGCAGCAGAUAACCACCUCUGUGAUCCACUUCACCUGUAACUUGUUCCUCAUCUCGUCUCGCAUCACCGCUCUCGCCCUCUUUGCCUCCGUGCUGCCCUGCUUAAUUUUCAUCCACUUCCUGUGCUCUUGGAGUGUUUUAUUCUUCAUUGCCUGGAGAUCUGGGACGGACUUCAUGGACAGCCCUUGCGGAGAGAGACUUUUCCAAGCCACUGUGGCCCUCAUUUGUUAUUUCGACUGGUUUAAUGUGGGUAAGCAGAGACCAUGGUUGAGGCGUCCGCUUUAUCAUGGGUGCACACUGGUUGACAUUUCCCUCCUCUGCGGUCUGUGGUACUGGAAGAUGAGCACUGAACUGCCGUGUUUUAAAAUCCCGCUCUUGUAUGCUGUAGUCACUGUUGUCUGUGUUGUUGGGGUUUACAUCCUCGGUCUCCUCUUUAAAAUGUUACAUCAUAAGUGCUCCAUUCAAAGUCUUUCCACGGUCGAGUUGGGAGGGCGCACCGCUGACAUAAAGUCAAACAGAGUUAUAGCAGUUUCUGCAGAUGAUCCAGACUCAAAGCUUCCUGAGCCUCCACUCAGUGUCGAGGCUAAAAACGUUAAGUCUCACAAACAAUCUGUUAGUGUUAUAUUAACAGGCGUGUCAUAACAUAGUUCAUAAGAACUUGACGUGUUGAAAAUGAACGUGACACGUCAUUUUUUUUGUGUUAAGGCAUAAAAACAUUGCGUGUUAACACUACCAAGCUGUAUGUGUUAACAUGCAUUUUAACGUAGUGAUAACAAAGUCAUUUGUAGGACGUUAGUUGCUCUUAAGGCCUUCCAUAGAUUACAGCGGUGUGGAGCAUGGAUUGGGCCAAAAGGUCUAGUUUGGCUUUUGCAUGAGUAGUGGGCAUAGUUUGCUGUUUAUUGCUCCCUGCUGUCUUUGAAUGCAGCCUAGUGAAAAGUAGGUCAACUCCUCCCCUGGUCCAAACCCUAAAUUGGCCCGAGCUUAUUUAAGGCACCUGUGACAUGAUGGCUUCCUUUUCUCUUUGUCUGCGUGUUGGUUGCCUCGUGGCUCUGCCCCCCUGAUUCUGAGCUAUGUAAUGUGUCUAAAAUAUAUUUUGACAUUGCUAAAAGGCAUUUAUGCUUCAAAUUGUGACUAAGUUGGCUUUUUGUCGUAUAGUGUCCUGUUGUCUUCCUGUCUGCAUGUUUCCUGUCUGCCUAACCUGCCUGGUCGUAUUGGUGUCUCGCUGGAUGAGUUGUUUUACCGUGGACUGAACGACACCCUCAAGGCUGCCUUAUAAUUACACCUUUAUGUCCAGGUAUGAUACAUUAGGUAUUUAUAGACAAUGAUCAGGACCUGGGGUUUGUAGGCCUGAAUGUAGGCUGUCUCCCCCCCUGCUGGUGCCAACUCACUUCCCCUCCCAAAUAACUUUGAUUGGAGUGUUUUAAUAAAAGAGUCAUUUUUUUAUUGUGAUAACCUUUUUACACAUAUUUACA